ACAACGAGUAGUUUAAUAGCACUUUUAUUUACGAGUUUACACAGAAACGGUCUCAGGAUAUUUCUAUAUGCACUAAUAUAAUGGUUAGAGGGUUUAUUGACUGUCACUGUCACCUGUCAGCAAAUGAGUUUACACAGGAUAUAGACGAUGUCCUUUUGAGAGCUAAAAAGGCUGGAGUGAACGCUCUUGUGGCGGUUACAGAGGGAGCCAGUGAGUUUGAGAAAGUUAUUCAGCUGUCAAAAACCUAUCCUGGUUUUGUGUUCCCUUGUUUUGGCAUUCAUCCCCUUCAAGGAUCAGGGCAAGACUUGCACAGUGUCAAGCUUCAGGACCUGGAGCCAUGUCUUCAUUUGUUCCAGAAGUACAGAGAUUAUAUCGUUGCAGUUGGGGAGAUUGGCCUUGAUUUUACCCCCUGGUUUGCAAAAACUACUCAAGAGCUUGACGAACAGACAAAAGUCUUUAUAAAGCAACUUGAAAUAUCUAAGGAACUGGAUUUGCCUGUGAAUGUACAUUCCCGCUCAGCAGCCAAGGUUACCAUAGCCACAAUGAAAGAACUAGGGAUUAGACAAGCGUUAUUGCAUAAUUUUGCCGGCAAGCCGUCAGUUGCUAUGGAAGGGGUUCGGGCCGGAUUCUGCUUCUCCUUUCCACCUGCCGUCAGCAAAAACGAGCAGAGAGCAAAAUUAAUCAGACAGAUUCCAGUGGAACACAUUUGCCUUGAGACGGAUUCUCCAGCUUUGGGGAUGGACAAACAUGUUCGAAACGAGCCCGGAAACAUAAAGAUCUGCUGUGACUACAUUGCAAAAGUUAAGGGACUAUCUUCAGACGUGGUUAUGGAAGUCACGACGCAAAAUGCCCUUCGAUUGUUUUCCAAGUUAAAAACCUAGAAUUAAUAUUUUGAUAUAAUUUGUGGAGGAAGAAAACACACAGAGACGUAUAUAUCCUUGCUCCGAAAUUUAUUUCCAAAUACAAUGGUUUAUUUAGGCAUUUUCAGAGGGGAGUUUUACCCCUCUAGCCAAUGAAACCAAAGAUGGCGCAUGUUGCAUACAUGCCAAAAAAAUGUGUACUUAUAUAAGAUAGAGAUAUCAAAAGGAAGUUAUAAGGAAUACUCAUGGACAACAAAAAACACUUCUUUUUGCCAAGUAUCAAAAGUGUAGCAAGACUGGACCCUUCUAACAUCCAGACACAUGUGUCUAUGAGAGAUGCUACAGAACAUUAAGGAAAAACUAAAUUGCACAGAAAAAGGGAGGAAAGCAUCCGUGUGGGAAUGCAAUAAAAAAACUGAGUUGUAGAGAGGACAAGGACAUGGGGAUCUCUCAGAGGAGAGUGUGUCAAAAUCUUAACAGUAUGGCAAUGAGAUUACUAUUUA
Puntigrus tetrazona (Sumatra barb) is the source of this 1363-nucleotide messenger RNA. It is a transcript of the gene tatdn3, whose product is annotated as TatD DNase domain containing 3. NCBI's taxonomy places the organism in Eukaryota, Metazoa, Chordata, Actinopteri, Cypriniformes, Cyprinidae. Gene Ontology annotation, molecular function: hydrolase activity, acting on ester bonds. The record is from RefSeq and is a predicted model, not a curated record. The coding region runs from base 81 to 881 and encodes 266 amino acids. The transcript is spliced from 11 exons.